CUUUAGCUUUAGAUUUAAUAUGUUCUGUAUGGCAUGUGUGGCCAGGGGGGGUUUAGAAGAUAAAAUGGAUGCUUAUGCCCCCCUUAAGUAUAAGCUAUGAGGAUAAGAGUGUUGUAUAUCAUCAGCCAAAGCUGGUGAAGAUUUAUCUUUUUUAUUGUUGUUGUAUGCAUACUGCUUCCAGUAACCGUUUACUGCUGAUCCACGUGCCCUCAUUUGGAAAGUGUCUUGCAACUUUGGAUUUUGAUCUUAAUUAAAAGAGACAAGUGUGAGAUCACCGCAUUCUUUGAUAGCCCCCCCCCCCCCUUUUUAAAUGAUACAUUUACAUCUUUUCUUCCUUGAGAUCAUGUCUUUCCUUAUAUGCACCCCUCUGCGAAUUCCUAAUACGAACCUCAAUCACGUAUGAUUGCGUUAAAAGAGUUGAAGAGGGAGAGGAGAGGGGGUGAGAGAGAGACAGAGAGAGAGGGAGAGAGAGAGAGAGAGAGAGAGAGAGAGAGAGGAGGCUAUGGACCGAGACCGUCCACUCUCGCUGUCGGCGAUGUAACACACCGACAGCAUCCAUUCUGGACACGCUGGAAAUAACGCUUAGGCUACUUUAUUAUUCGUGCGCUACAACAAAAAGCACUCUGGCAUGUGUUCGCCUCAACUAAUUGUUGCUUUUCAGACGAGAAUCCCUCCCCGCAGGCUUAAAUCACAUCUCUGCAGCAUCCUUGCAGAGUAGCCUCUGCUGCCGAUUCCAUUUUUCCGGCUGCAAUUUAACGGUGCCAUCGACAGAACCGGAGACUGGGCUCACAUAUCUCCGUCUUCCCCCGGACCAGCAGCGGACGUUGUCAUUCAUCGAUGUGCAUGGAGUAAAUAAUUAGGGGUGGGAGGAAAAAAAAAAAAGUUUCCUUUCUCCAGCCACACACGAGCGUCUCGUUUAUGUUUUUUUUUUUUUUUUUUUUUGGUUGAUGCGAAUUAUUUAAAAAAGCCGUCGGGAAGCCAGAGGAUAAGGGGGGCAGAUGAGGAUUACGAAGUCGUGCUCGCCAGACGCGCCACCGUUCACCUGGAAUACCUGAAGCUCUCCCAUGACACGCAGCUGCAUCAACUUAUCAAGACUGUUGCAUGUAUUCACGGCUGAUAUGUCGGCCCCUGUGGCCUAGCCCGUAGAUUUAUGUUUUAUCAAAGAUCGGCCGCUGUUGAUUUGAAGCUCUAAACUCGCAGCAGCUGAAUUACUGUCCCCCCCGUCAAGAGGAUGCUGCCUGAAGCGGAAUGAUGCUCGGGACUCGGAGGAUUUUCUGAUCAGGAUGACAUUUGGUUGAAAACACUCGUGGACCUAAAACAUAUAUUCAAAUAUCUCGUUUUUUUUUUUCUUUUCUUUUGCGCCAAGAAGCUGCACCAAGAUCCGACCUCUGCCGAACUAGACUCUCCGAUUUCAGACUCGGUUCGGGGAGAUGGCCGCGAUCGCCAGCUCCCUGAUCCGGCAGAAACGCCAGGCAAGGGAGUCGAACAGCGACCGGGUCUCUACUUCUAAACGUCGCCCAAGCCCGAGCAAAGACCCCCGCUCUCUUUGCGAGAGACAUUUCUUGGGGGUCUUCAGCAAAGUCCGUUUCUGCAGCGGCAAGAAAAGACCCGUUCGGCGGCGACCAGAUGCACCCUCGAAACCUCCACAGGUGUCCCAUAAGGGCUGCAGGCUAGAGCCGCAGCUGAAAGGCAUCGUGACACGACUGUUCAGCCAGCAGGGCUUCUACCUGCAGAUACAGCCGGAUGGAACCAUCAACGGCAUCACGGACGAGAACAGCGACAACACCCUGUUUAAUCUUAUUCCUGUGGGUCUGAGAGUGGUGGCCAUCCAGGGAGUAAAGAGUGGCUUCUACAUUGGCAUGAAUGGCGAGGGCUCGCUCUACGGCUCGGAGAUGUUCACACCGGAGUGCAGGUUCAAGGAGUCUGUUUUUGAGAACUACUAUGUGGUCUACUCGUCCACUGUGUACCGUCAGCAGGAGUCGGGCCGGGCCUGGUUCCUUGGCCUCACAAAGGAUGGGCAAGUCAUGAAGGGCAACCGGGCCAAGAAGACUAAACCCUCAUCACACUUUGUGCCCAGGCCCAUUGAAGUUUGUAUGUACAGGGAGCCGUCAAUGCAUGAGGUAGAGGACAAGCACCGCUCCAGGAAGAGCUCAGGGACUCCCACCAUGAAUGGAGGGAAAGCUGUCAAUCACCGCACCACAUAGCAGCAGGGGGAGGGUCUUCCAGCAGGGGGGAGUGGCCUCAUCCUGACUCAAGGGGAGGGGCCCAAGGAAAACUUACCGACCCCCCCCACAAUACGCACCACCAUCCCCUCUGAUAAAAAGAGGGUGUUGCGACGACGAGGAGCUAUUACUGUACACUGAAGACAACAAAAACUGAACUCUUGCCUGUGAAAACCUUUUAGAUGAAUUAAUAUGAAACCAGAGGAUAUAUAUAUAUGAGAAAAAAAAAAACAUUUUCAAUCAGGACUUGACCAACAUUUUAUGCAAAAAAAAGAGAAAAAGCUGUGAUAAAUAAACAAAGGAAUGGUGGUCUCUCUUCACACAGAUACAAAUAUCUAUCAUUUCCAAUUUAUGCUGUGAAAAACAAGCUUUAAUACAUGUUUUCAUACCCUGUUUUUCUUUUCUAAAUGCUAUUGCACUCUCAUAUGCUUUCUUGUGUUAUCGUUGUCAGUAAUAACUAUACCACCAUCACCAUUACUAAUCUGUUGAUCUCCUCAUCCCAGUUAAUAUCAUGAUUGUUCUGUUUUUGUUUUUCUGAGACUGAAGCAAGAUUUUUAUUUUUUUCCCAAUUACUUUUGUCUUUUCUCUUAUAGUUUGAUCUUGAAUGCACUGUCACACUACCUGAUCUGGUGUGAAGGUAAGGCUGAAUGUAUUUGAUAGUUCUCUGUGUUGGACUCCAAUGGAAACAGAGUGCUUAGGGUGGGAUGUAAUUUACUCAGGUGUGUACUGUAAGUGUAACUAAUAUGACUAAUAAGAAAGAUAGGGCUGUUUCAAAUACUCUAACAUGGAUCUCCCUAUGUUCUUCUGUUAUGACAGGACAGGACAAGCAAUAUAAUAGAGAGCACUAUGUAUGUCUCUAAAUUAUAGUAAUAAGCUGAUAACACAUCUCUGUUGUCGGUGUGUUGUUCAGCCGUGAAGUUUGACAAAGAAAGUUGUUUAAGUAGGUUUAUGUUUGAAUCAGAAGAAAACCUGUUUUGAUAUUGUUUCAGUAUACUCUUAACAUUUUCAAGGGUUAUUAGGUUUUAAGUAGAGAUGUCCAAACUCAAAAAAAGAAAUAGUAUUCUCUCCAAAAGCUGAGAGAAAGAUAAUGACCAGCAUAAGCACUAUGAGCCACGGCCAAAAAAAAAAAGGUCACUUCACAUUUCCACCUCAAGUAACACAGACCCCUUUAUCUGCUGUUAGCUAGGCUAUAACAACAACUCUCAAAAUAUAACCAUAUAACAGUAUCCAGGCUUUUUAACUAUAUUGACAAAUCAUGAAAUAAUCCUCGAUUAAAAAAAAAAAGAAAAAAGACUGCUGCUGUUUUUACUAAGCAAGAGUAAGGGUGGAGGUUUUGGCAGGCCUGGCAGUGAAGAUAUGUGUUGACUGGUUUUCAAGAAGUUCUGCUAUUUCUGUUAUUUUUCUUGUGAGAGCAUUAGAGAUUUCUCAACACUGGUGGACAGGGUGCCUGACUGUUUAAUAAUCCACUGACCUGACUUGUUAAUGUUCUCAAUGUAUGGUCACAAUCAUUAAGACUUCCCCAUCACAAUGGAAGCAGAACAUCUCAUUGAGGAACCAGUUCAUCUGGAUUUAGCCAGGUUUGGGGAGGAUGUCCUACCAUCCCGGUGAGAGUGUCUCACCGCUUGGUUUCACUGACAUGGUAAUCCAUACAGUCUCCAUCCCCCCUGGCUUUGUGACCCAUGAAAUGAGCCAUUUGCUGCAUUGUGGAGGAAAGCUUCUCUUUCAUAAAUCAACAUGCUGACAGGGCUGUAUAAACAAGGUGAAUUGACUGGUACACCGCGUACGCCAUGUACGCCACAUAGCUCAUUCCUAAUCCCCAAUUAGUUUGUCUAACUCAGGAAGUCCUACACUUGUUCCGUGAAAGGGGCCAGACAUAAAGGCUGGCUGCUCAUUGUCCAGCACCCGUUGCACAAAACCUGGCCACUGGUGUGGAAUUUAAGGAGGUUGGGAUGGGGUCAAUGGUGUUUUUAUCAUUAAAGGUGGUGUACAGCUAAGCCUAGCCAGGUUGGGGAGGUAGGAAAGGGAAAUCCAGAAGUCGAGACAAAGCAUGAAGAUCGCAUGACUGUAGGAGUUGAUGUAAGAGAAUUUGGGGCGAAUAGGAACUUUUAUAUGCAACGUUUUGAUCAGUAUCUCCUAUAUCUGGUUGGAAAUCAUAUGCUAAAUUGGUGGUAUAUACAGUUAAUAGCACACAUUCAGUUGCACAGAGCAAACCGCAGUGAUAUAUCAUCUAGGAGGGUCUUCCACCUGGGGCCCGGGUCCAUAGCUGGUGCGAGUUACCUGCAAGAGCUAACGGUAGAUUAGUUCAACUUCCACAGCACCUACAGCAUAACACUGAUACAUACAGUAUAUUAGACAUGACACUUGAACGUCAGCAGGCAAGACCAGCAUAUAUAGGUAUCUUUUUAUAGAGGUUUAUAUUGGUGCAAAUGAGAUACAUGUGGACUUAAAGCAAUGCAUGAAAUUGGAUGUACUCGAUGUCAACUGUUGACAGCGGAAUGAGAGGAUUUGAGAAAGGGAUGAAUAAAGAAGGAAGUAAAAAUAGCUGAUGUGAGAGAGCCGUAAAAGAGAGCACUUUUUAUUCGAGGGGGUUUAUUGAUGUAUGAAAGGGUAAGCAAAGGCUUUGGUUGUAUGUGAUAUUAAGUAUAAUUUAUUAUUUUUAUGUUUGCAGAUGAUUUCACUGCAUUGGAACACGCUCAUAUAUGCAUUAUGAAUUGUGAGAUGAAUAAAAAAUAUGCAUUGAUAAUAAAAAUCAGAAUGAAGUUAGUGAUUGUUUAAGAAUAAAGACUAUGUUAUCAAAAA
This is a messenger RNA of Larimichthys crocea (large yellow croaker), 5021 nucleotides long. RefSeq names its product fibroblast growth factor 12a (gene fgf12a). NCBI's taxonomy places the organism in Eukaryota, Metazoa, Chordata, Actinopteri, Sciaenidae. The coding region runs from base 1431 to 2204 and encodes 257 amino acids. The record is from RefSeq and is a predicted model, not a curated record. The transcript has 6 exons. Gene Ontology annotation, molecular function: growth factor activity.